Molecule: messenger RNA, 999 nt
Organism: Fusarium fujikuroi IMI 58289
Lineage: Eukaryota; Fungi; Ascomycota; Sordariomycetes; Hypocreales; Nectriaceae
Product: related to nitrogen metabolic regulation protein nmr
Exons: 3
Coding region: 1-999 (332 amino acids)
Source: RefSeq, a predicted model, not a curated record
AUGACCACCAAAAAGCUCAUAGUCAUCAUCGGUGCAACAGGCGGCCAAGGAGGCUCAGUUGUCAACUCUUUUCUCAACGAUCCAGAAUGGCGUGUUCGUGGUAUCACUCGAAACCCUUCAAGCCAAAAAUCAAAGAACCUUGAGGCCCGCGGUGCCCAGGUAGUCCAAGCCAAUUUGGACGACAGGUCCUCACUAGCCAAAGCCUUCCAAGACGCAAAUGCCAUCUUUGCAGUCAGCGACUUUUGGGGCAUCUACAACGAUCCAAAGAAUAGAAAUAAACCAAGGCAGGGACAAGCUCUCAACGAGUGGACAAAGGGACAAGAAACCCAACAACUCAAGAUUAUCAUCGAUGAAGCUGCCAGAGUAUCAAGUCUAGAACGCUUCAUCAUGUCUUCACUUCCGGGCCCGACGAAAUUAUCGAGAGGAAAGUACACAAAUGUCUGUCAUCACGACUCCAAGGCAGAUGCAGAAGAGUAUGGUGAACAAAACCAGCCAGAGCUUUGGGCUAAGACGAGUGUAUAUCUCCCUGGAUACUUUCUCAGCAACUUCUUGACUCAUCCAAUGGCUCAGCCAACCAAGAAACAGAACGGAAACAUACAAUUCGCAAACAACAUAGAUCUAGAUACCAAAGUUCCUCUGAUAUCACACGACCAAGAUUCUGGUCCGUUCGUCAGAGCCCUAAUUCAAAACCCUCCAGGGAAAAGCGUGGCCGGAUAUCGUGCCUGGAUCACACUACGGGAAUUCGUACAAUUUUUUAGUAAAGUCACGGGGUACAAAACUGAAUUAUUACACAUACCACCCGGAGAAUUCAGCUUUAACUGCAAACAAGAGUUGAGGGCUGAAUUGCAAGACAACUUUGCAUUCGCUAACGAAAUCGGGCUUCAUGGCGGUGAUGAUUCUCCUGCUGUUCAUCCCAACGAGCUAAACCCGCCUCCUCAACUCGGAAGCGUUGAAGAUUGGAUCAGAGAACAAGACUGGUCUAAAGUUUGGGGAUCUUGA